Oppiella nova is the source of this 1197-nucleotide messenger RNA. The record is from the annotation of a GenBank genome assembly. NCBI's taxonomy places the organism in Eukaryota, Metazoa, Arthropoda, Arachnida, Sarcoptiformes, Oppiidae.
UCAAAGGACGAGAAAAAAGCGGUUUUAAGCGAAGUUUUCUGCGAUUCACUGAAUAUAACGGAUUGCAGUCUAACGGAGACUAACGACAGGAUUGCUGUCACUGUCUAUAACCCCAUCGCCCGACCCGUCAGUCAGUAUAUUAGGGUUCCGGUGGUCGACGGGAAGUACACUGUAGUCGAUGCCAACGGUACUGAAGUUAAGACAAAGGCUUUACUCCCGGUGUCGGACGCUGUGCGACAACUUCCCGAAAGGAAAGGCAGUCCCGGAACUCAUGAAUUGAUUUUCAACGGACAACUACCGGGCCUCGGAUUCACCACAUUUUUCGUUGAGAAACAGAAAAGCGAUAAAAGCCCACUAAUGGCUGCCCUAACCCGUACCCGUCGGGCACCCAUUGAAAUGAAAGGCAAAUCAUUUACACUGCAAGUGGACGAGACUACCGGUGCCAUACAAUCCAUAACUCUAAACGGCACUAAACAUACCCUGAAACAAUCAUUCAAAUGGUAUAAAGCCUGGGAUAAGGGACCCCGACUAUCAGACUCGGGUAGCUAUGACUUCUGUCCCGACGGUAACGCCCGGGACUACGGCCAACAAAAGCUGGUCUCCCGGCAUACGGACGGUGGGGUACAUGAGCUGAACCAAGAGUUUGCUAACUUUAUCCACCAAACUGUACGCACGUAUGAGGACCAGGACUACAUUGAGUUUGACUGGACAGUGGGUGCCAUACCUUUUGAGGACAAAGUGGGCAAAGAGAUUAUAACCCGCUUUGAGUCUGACUUGAAAACCAAUGGCGAGUAUUACACGGACUCUAAUGGGCGACAGUCUAUACACCGGAAGUACGACCCGAAAAGUACGGCCUGUUUUGGGAAAGUCAUAUCCGGCAAUUGGUUCCCUAUUUAUAAACAGAUAUCGGUUCAGGACAAACAGCAUGGCUUACAGAUGACUGUCCUAAACGACCGGACACAGGGAGGCUCAUCACUACUGGAAGGAGCGGUCGAGCUUAUGGUUCACCGACGACUGGACCACUUUGGGGCCGGCGGUAGCUUUAAUAUCGACGAAUUAGGUGUCGACGGGAAGGGACUGGAGGUGAGGGGCAAACACUACCUGUUCUUCCAACCCAUUACCGAAAGCCCACAACUGGUGCGACCCCUGUCUGAGCAGCUCUUUAUGGGUCCGAUCGAGACGUUCGAUAAAUACACG